This is a messenger RNA of Oryzias melastigma (Indian medaka), 1054 nucleotides long. RefSeq names its product sodium-dependent multivitamin transporter. Gene Ontology annotation, cellular component: membrane. Lineage: Eukaryota; Metazoa; Chordata; Actinopteri; Beloniformes; Adrianichthyidae. Gene Ontology annotation, biological process: pantothenate transmembrane transport; biotin transport; sodium ion transport. The record is from RefSeq and is a predicted model, not a curated record. Gene Ontology annotation, molecular function: sodium-dependent multivitamin transmembrane transporter activity.
CGGUCUAAAUAAAGCUGAGAAAGAAAAAAAGCGGUUUGUUUCGGGUGUUUCUGUGACGUCAGCGGCGUCAUACCCGGAAGUAAAUAGAGAGCCGCCGCGGAGCGCUGGAGCACGCGACCCCGUCGAAAAAUCCCGCGAAAAAGGCGCACGUGAGGCUGCCACGACCCGGAUGACCGCGGAUUAAAGGUUCUCGUCUGAUGGAUGUGACCCCCGCUCUGCGACCGGAACCCAGACAGGAAGGCUCGUUCUUCAUGGUGACGGAUUACGUCAUCUUUGGCCUGCUGCUGGCGGCCUCUGCGGGCAUCGGGCUGUACCACGCCGUGUCCGGCGGCCGGCAGAGAACCACGCAGGAGUUCCUGAUGGCGGACCGGAGCAUGCGCUGCCUCCCGGUCUCGCUGUCGCUCAUCGCCUCCUUCCAGUCCGCCGUGGCCAUCAUCGGCGUUCCGGCAGAGGUCUACGCCCACGGCACGCAGUACUGGUUCAUCGGCUGUGCUUACGUCCUCGGGCUGCUCAUCCCGGCGCACGUUUUCAUCCCGCUGCUGUACAGGCUCCGCCUCUCCAGUGCCUACCAGUACCUGGAGCUGCGUUUCAGCAAAGCCGUGCGCGUCUGUGGAACGCUGACCUUCAUCUUCCAAAUGGUGGUCUACAUGGGGGUGUGCGUGUACACGCCGGCCUUCGCGCUGAACGCAGCGACGGGGUUCCAGCUGUGGGGGGCGGUGCUGGCCACCGGGCUGGUCUGCACGCUCUACACCACCAUGGGCGGGCUGAAGGCGGUCAUCUGGACGGACGUCUUCCAGACGGCGGUGAUGUUCGCGGGGCAGCUGGCGGUCAUCGUGGUGGGGGUCCAGAAGACCGGCGGGCCGGCGGAGGUGUGGAGGAAGGUGUGGGAGGGAAACCGCAUCUCCGGUCUGGAUCUGAACCCGGAUCCCACAGAGAGACACACCUUCUGGACCCUCGGGGUGGGGGGCGUCUUCCUGAUGCUGUCGUUGUACGGGGUCAACCAGGCUCAGGUCCAGAGGUACCUGAGCUCCCGGACGGAGAGGGAGGCCGUCAG